Molecule: messenger RNA, 429 nt
Organism: Pecten maximus
Lineage: Eukaryota; Metazoa; Mollusca; Bivalvia; Pectinida; Pectinidae
Exons: 4
Source: RefSeq, a predicted model, not a curated record
AUGCUCGAUAUUUUUGUGAUCACGGGUACAUUCAUUGUAGCGCGACAGUCGUUUUCGUUCAUUAGUUCACAGACAUGUGUACUACGUCAUCAGUAUACUGACGCUGGAAGAUGGCUGUCGUGUGGGUACAGAGAGCGAAAGAAAAAUGAUGAAAAUUAUGAACAAAAAGAAAGAGAAAGAAAGAAAACUGCCAGAGCAAACAGAACAGAGGAACAGAUUCAAACUGACAACAUAAAAUCUAAGGAGCGGCAAAAGAGCAUGAAGAGAUCGCGGAUGCGUUGCCAGUUGCCAGAGAAUGGCUUCAAAGAAAAAUGGAUACUCCAUGAUUUCAGAAAGAAAUUUAUGCAGACAAAGGCUAGAUAUGGAGGGCAAGGCUACAGUGCAAGUCCUUUGUCAGAGGGUCAUGGACAAUUCAGGAAAAGGCUGCAG